UACUGUGUGAUCUGUGAUUGGUCACAGCUUGUCACAUGGUACAAGGCUGUUGUGAAUAGCCUUGUACCAUGUGACCUCUGUGAUCAUUCACAGAUUUCACAUGUAGUAAGCAAUGAUGUCAGCAGUGACAUCUUGCUUACUACUCUGCAUGUGAUCACUGAUUGGCCAAUCACGCCGCUAUUUGCGGUCUCGGCUGUCAAUCACCGGGUCCUGGCCAGUUAUUACUCGCCAGCACUCGGUGUUCGCGUAGCAUUACCGAUGGAGGGAGAGAACUGUAUGUAAACAAUACAGUUCUCUCCCCUGUCAGCUCCUGCACACUGCUUU
Staurois parvus is the source of this 324-nucleotide messenger RNA. The record is from the annotation of a GenBank genome assembly. Lineage: Eukaryota; Metazoa; Chordata; Amphibia; Anura; Ranidae.